Messenger RNA from Gymnodraco acuticeps, 2835 nucleotides. Its product is annotated as nuclear factor 7, ovary-like. NCBI's taxonomy places the organism in Eukaryota, Metazoa, Chordata, Actinopteri, Perciformes, Bathydraconidae. Gene Ontology annotation, molecular function: protein binding; zinc ion binding. Bases 620 to 2047 code for a protein of 475 amino acids. The record is from RefSeq and is a predicted model, not a curated record. The transcript has 2 exons.
AUUCUAAAGUUCAUCUUUCCAAUAUAUCUGCUGGUCAUAAAAACAGAUGACUGCAUUUAUAACUGUCAAUGAUUAACUAGUAAAAGAGAUUAGAAGGAUUGAAAGCGAAUUCUGACAUUGUUGAAGAGAGCCUCGACACCAGUACACUGCGGGAGAUCUCCAGCAACGCACAGUUAGAGGACCGUAAGAGGCAAACCGAGGGGAAGUAAAGGUGAGCUGCUUCUUGAGGUUUCCUGAGCUGCCAUGUGUGUUCAGAGACUUUCAGAGAUCCUGUGUCUCUGAGCUGCAAACACAGCUUCUGUUCGAGCUGCCUGCAGACAUUCUGGGAACAAAAUAGGCCUACCUGGACAAAGUCAUCGUCCUGAACUGAAUACCAAAGUACAUUUCCCUCUGAAAGACAUCCUGACUCCAUCUGCUGGUGAAUAAAUGACAUAGCAGCAUUUCCUGAUGUUGAUCAUUCACCCUGUGACGGAGGGCAGAGAAAACGAAAGAGGAUUUUGACAUUGUUGAAGAGCUGAGACGCCAUUACAGGGUGUGAGAUCUCUGCUGCGAGACACGUUUGGAGUAUAUUUGGGGAGAAGUGGAGAGACAUUGGAAGUUGGUGAGUCUUUAAUAUCAAAUGGCUGAGAAAACCGUUCUUGUUGAGAGUUUCCUGAGCUGCCAUGUGUGCUCAGAGACUUUCAGAGAUCCCGUGUCUCUGGGCUGCAACCACAGCUUCUGUUCGAGCUGCCUGCAGACAUUCUGGGAACAAAGUAAGAACAAAAACUGUCCCAUUUGUAAAAGAAAAUCUUCUAAAGAUUAUCCCAUAGUGAACUUUACAAUGAAGGAGCUGGCUGACUCCUUUGCUGAGAGACAGAAAGCUGGAUCAUCUGAGACAGAGACAAGAGAGAAGGAGGUGGAGGUGGUGUGUAGUAAACAUCCAGAAGAGCCUAGAUUGUUCUGUAAGGAUGAAGAGAGAGCUGUGUGUCCUGUCUGUGAGUUUUCUCUCCACCAGGGUCACAAGGUGGUUCCUGUAGAACAAGCAGUCAGUGAGCUGAAGGACCUGCUGAAAUCUGACUUAGAGUCUCUGCAGGACAAGAGGGACACAUACAAAGGAGUGGAGGAAACAUACAAGGAAGUGAUUCAAGUGUCCGAGAAGCAGCUGCUGUCCACAGAGAGGCAGAUCAGAGCAGAGUUCAUCAAGCUCCACCAGUUCCUGAAAGAGGAAGAGGAGUCCAGACUGGCAGCUCUGAGGGAGGAAGAGGAGCUGAAGGGGAAGACUAUCAGCAGAGAGAUGAAGAGCAUUCAGGAGCACAUCUCCUCUCUGUCACACAGUAUCUCUGCUGUUGAAGAAGAGCUGCAGAAACACAACGGGCCCUUCCUCAGCAGUUAUAAAGCCACUCAGAGCAGAGCCAGAGUCCAGAGCGCACUGUCAGACCCACAGCUGCUCUCAGGAGCGCUGACAGAUGUGGCCAAACACCUGGGCAACCUGUCCUUCAGAGUCUGGGAGAAGAUGAAGGACCAGGUCCACUUCAGUCCUGUCAUUCUGGACCCAAACACUGCAAGCAGCUGGCUCUCUCUGUCUGAUGAUCUGACCAGUGUGAGACAUGGAGACAAAUAUCAGCAGCUUCCUGGUAAUCCAGAGAGAUUCACUAAGUAUCCUAAUGUUCUGGGCUCUGAGGGCUUCAGCUCAGGGAGACACAGCUGGGAGGUGGAGGUGGGAGAUCAUCCUGCCUGGAUUAUAGGUUUGACUAAAGAGUCAGCUGACAGGAAGGGAGAGUUGACGGCCUCACCAGAAUAUGGAAUCUGGUGUUUAAAACAUCUCAGUGGAAAAUACAGUAAUGGUGGUGGUGAGACUGUCAGAGUGGAGAAGAAUCUCCAGAGGAUCAGAGUCCAGCUGGACUAUGACAGGGGGGAGGUGUCCUUCUACGCCCCUGAACACAUGACUCCCAUCUGCACUCUCACAGACACUUUCACUGAGAAACUCUUCCCAUAUUUCAGUAUUGGAAAAGCUGGUGAUGCUAAAACUGCUGAUAUCAAAAUCUGUCAAAGUGAGAUUCCUCUGUGAUGCUCAGGAGUGUUAGUUCAGACUUUAUUCUGACUUCGUCUGUCCAGAUCCUUUUGAUAUAAUCAAGGUAAAAAACAACAGAUGAUAAUCAGAAUUUAAUUUGAGUCUGUAAGAUUUUAAAUGUUAAGAAGAUUUGAUCAUGUUUUAUUUACAGAGUUUUACACGUUUUACUCAAAGUCUCAGUGCAGCAAAACCAAUUAUAUGUUUAUCUGUAUAGUUUAUCAUUUUGUUAUACUUUAUUAUAAUGUGUUUAUAGCUUUUAAAGUCAUGGGAUUGCUUAAUUAUGUUUUUUGUGAAUUCUUGGUUUUUAAGAAAUGUGUUCAAGUCAUACAAAAGCUGUCAAUUCUCCUUUUAUCAACAUCUAGUUAAUAAUGAGACGCUAUAUAGCACUAUGGGUCAUGAGUUUAACUUUUUGAUAUUUGUAGGUAUUUUGAUGAAUUAUGUGUAGAUAUGGAUAUAUUGUUUUACUCUCCACGGGCAAGUCAUUUAAUACUUCUAUUUCAUUCUUUCAUUGUUACAACGUUUCUUUGUGACACUUUCCGUACUGUAUGUAUGGACAAUAACAUUUAUUGUGAUUGAAAAAUGAAAAAAAAAUGUAUCAACCUGAAAGGAAUCACAGCUGUAGAAUGAAGUUGAGUAUUUGUAAUGCCGCUUCAGAUAUCUUAUGAUUAAAUAACCAGCAGUUCGAUGCAGAAAUGCGUCUCUGAACUUGAUAUUGAUUUCUUCAGGUGAUUCUGUCAUAUGUGACAAAUUACAAAUAUAAAUGACAAAAGACAAUUGUACAACAA